Acanthosepion pharaonis is the source of this 717-nucleotide messenger RNA. The record is from the annotation of a GenBank genome assembly. Lineage: Eukaryota; Metazoa; Mollusca; Cephalopoda; Sepiida; Sepiidae.
AUGGACAUAAUCAUAUACUUGCUUGCCCAUAUCUAUCUAUCUAUCUAUCUAUCUAUCUAUCUAUCUAUCUAUCUAUCUAUCGAUCGAUCAUUCUAUCUAUCUUUCUCAGUCUGUUCAUUAGCUAUCUAUCUAUCUAAGUUCGCUCGUAGCCAUUUAUCUAAGUUUGCUCGUAUCUAUCUAUCUAUCUAUCUAUCUAUCGAUCUAUCUAUCUAUCUAUCUAUCUAUCUAUCUAUCUAUCUAUCUAUCUAUCUAUCUAAUGGUUGCUCUUAUCUCUCUAUCUAUCUAUCUAUCUAUCUAUCUAUCUAUCUAUCUAUCUUAUUUACUUCUAUCUAUCUAUCUAUCUAUCUAUCUAUCUAUCUAUCUAUCUAUCUAUCUAUCUAUCUAUCUAUCUGCAUCUGUUUAUAUCUAUCUUUCUUACAAGUUUUGACCGCUAUUUCAAUGUGUUCCUAUCUAUCUAUCUAUCUAUCUAUCUAUCUAUCUAUCUAUCUAUCUAUCUAUCUAUCUAAUGAAAAUGUUUCUACCAAAACUGAAUAUCUAUCUCAGUCUUUUCACUAUAUAUAUCUAUCUGUCUGUAAUUUUCUUUCUCAAUUUACUCAUAUAAAAUUGUUCAUUUCGAACAGCCACAACCUGUUCUGUUCACGUAAUGAUCCCGGGCAAUACAGAACUCUCUUUCUAACAGGAAAUAAUCUUUCACUGAUUAUUCGCCGAGGUUGUUAA